AUGCCAUCAGAUGCUCAAUCUGCGGCCUACAAGAAGGUUGCUGGGUCCGCACCUUCGAAGGACUCAUUUUUGAAGACGCCACAUGCCGCUGACCGGCAGGUUGCACCACGCGGCGUUCAUUCCUAUACUUCUUCCAAAGACAACGUAGGCAGUGCCAGUCGUUCUAUCUCUGCAUCCUCCACCGCAUCCCCGGGACUCGACAAGCGUGAAGCAUCUGCGGGCACGUCCACACUCCUUCCACAAAAUACUUCCAGGCAGAGUAGUCUCCGGCAUCACUCUAAAUCCAAAGAUCACGCUUCAUUUGUGGGGUCUUCUGAGAUCAAACGUGUCAAGAAAUCCGAGCAGACCUUCUUAACCAGGUUCUUUCGCAAGCUAAUCUCCUGCGUCGGCCUCAAUACCCGGGCUCAUGAUAUUGACGUCGAUGGUGUCGCAAGCAUUGCGUCAGGUCCUACUUUGCGAACGCACAGGGCCGCAGACAAUGAUGUGAAGGGAUUUUCUGAAAAGGCGCCGGAAGAUAGCAGCGUUGCAGUUCAUGAACUGGUAGUUCCAGUGGCACCCUUACAGGAGCAGGGCCAACCUCUUAAAGGCGUGCUACCUAUUGCGGAGACUGCGGGCGCUACCAGUGGGGCAGUGCAGCCACCGGGUUCAUCUGCUCUUGGUGCCGACUCGGAUGAGGAUGUGCAAGCUCUGAUAGAUCAGCUAAGCAAUGAAGACGCGAUGCUGAUCAAGAAUGGGGGUGCAGGUAUUCCCAUCGGUCCUAACGGAGUGCCACGUCCACUUUUGCCACCAAUAGCGCCCAGAGAUGCUGGCAAGAAGUGUUUAGUACUUGACUUGGACGAGACCCUCGUCCAUAGUAAUUUUAGGGCUAUACCAGAUCCAGACUUUAUCGUCCCCGUCGAAAUCGACCACCGCUGGCACAAUAUGUAUGUGCAGAAACGCCCUGGCGUGGAUGAGUUCCUUCGCCAGAUGGGCGAGUUGUACGAAGUGGUAGUGUAUACCGCAAGUCUGAGUGCUUACGCGGAUCCAGUGAUGGACUAUCUUGACAUGUACAAAGUCGUUUCGCAUAGGCUCUUUCGGGAAAACUGUUACCGAUUCAGAGGAAAUUAUGUGAAGGAUCUGUCGCAGCUUGGACGUCCCAUGGCAGAUACCAUCAUCCUCGACAAUUCGCCAGCGUCGUAUAUCUUCCACCCCACGAACGCCGUGCCUAUAUCCUCGUGGUUUAACGAUCCUCACGAUACCGAACUGAUGGACAUAUGUCCCCUUCUCAUUGACAUUUCUGACGCGAAAGAUGUGCGAGGUGUGUUGAGCACGAGUCUAUGA
Messenger RNA from Suillus paluster, 1320 nucleotides. RefSeq names its product HAD-like domain-containing protein. Gene Ontology annotation, cellular component: plasma membrane. The transcript is spliced from 5 exons. Gene Ontology annotation, molecular function: phosphoprotein phosphatase activity. The record is from RefSeq and is a predicted model, not a curated record. Lineage: Eukaryota; Fungi; Basidiomycota; Agaricomycetes; Boletales; Suillaceae. Bases 1 to 1320 code for a protein of 439 amino acids.